AUGGCGACACUUCUUCCUCCUCCGAAAAGACCAAAACUAUAUCACGGCGUCACAAAGCCCGAGCCCGAGCCUCUCAAAGCAUCACCUAAUGUCGUGGUUCAAUUUGUGAAUGAACAUGAUGGCACACCGAUAGCACCUGCUGUGAACCUCCCAGCGAACAUUGCGCGCGAAGGCCUUGAAGUACUCGUCAAUCAGCUACGCACAAAGGACGACGAUGAGCACGUACCAUUUUCCUUUCAUGUUGCUCUACCUGAGGAGGCAAUGAAACCAAAUGCGCCAACGCGAAUCGUGAUAUCUAAAUCGAUAGAAGUGGAUGUUCUAGCACACGCAUCUCAUGCAUUCUCAGAAGAAGACGUCCUGGUAGUACGCUGCGCUCCACAGUCUGUAUUUAAAGUUCGCCCAGCUACUCGAUGUUCUGCCACACUUUCAGGACAUUCUUCGCCGAUCUUAUGCGCUUCAUUCUCCCCCACCGGCAAUUUACUUGCGACUGGUUCAGGUGACACGCAUGUGCGCCUAUGGGACCUUUAUACGGAAACACCGUCGCACACGUUGACCGGCCACACUGGGUGGGUACUGUGCGUGGAGUGGGAUCCACUAGAACGCAAAUUGGCAAGUGGUGGCCACGAUGGCCUUGUAAGGCUAUGGGAUCCUAAGACCGGAAAACCGCUGGGCGAUGCAAUGAAGGGCCAUUCAAAAUGGGUGACGUCCUUGGCAUGGGAGCCCGUACACUUAAACCCAUCUACUCCACGGUUGGCAUCCUCGUCUAAGGACGGAACUGUGCGAGUAUGGUCGACGGCUACACGAAAACUAGAAUACACACUUGGGGGUCAUACUGCAAGCGUAAAUGUUGUCAAAUGGGGAGGCGGCGGUUUAGAUGGCCAUGGAGUACUCUAUACGGCCAGUAGUGACCGUACGGUCAGAGUAUGGGAUGCACGAGGGGGAAAACAACUUCAUAUUCUGAAAGACCAUGCUCAUUGGGUCACCACUCUUGCUCUCAAUACGGAUUUCGUACUUCGUACUGGACCAUUCGAUCACACCGGAAAGCGUCCAUCGUCGGAUGAGGAAGCUCAAGCACUUGCUCUCAAAAGAUACACCGCGCUAGUGUCACGAACACCAGAGCUGCUGAUAUCAGGGUCAGACGACCACACACUCUUCCUUUGGUCUUUAUUUGCAUCGUCGAAUGCGGAACCGGGAGGGGGUAAAACUAAGCCCUUGACCCGUUUGACUGGCCACCAACGGCAAGUAUCCCACGUCGCCUUCUCCCCCGAUGGUCGAUGGGCAGCUAGUGCUGGGUGGGAUAGUGCAGUGCGACUAUGGGAUUGCUCAGGUGCUGGGCAACUGGGCAAGUUUGUAGCUACACUGCGCGGACACGUUGGCCCCGUUUACAGACUUGCGUGGAGUGCAGACUCACGAAUGCUGGUAAGCGCCAGCAAGGAUGCGACAGUCAAAAUUUGGGACCUCAAAACGUACAAAAUUAAGUCGGACCUUCCUGGUCAUACAGACGAGGUCUACUGCGUGGAUUUCGUUGCUGAUAAAGUUGUCAGCGGGGGUCGCGAUCGGACUGUGAAGAUAUGGAAGAAUUAG
Molecule: messenger RNA, 1584 nt
Organism: Suillus fuscotomentosus
Lineage: Eukaryota; Fungi; Basidiomycota; Agaricomycetes; Boletales; Suillaceae
Product: WD40-repeat-containing domain protein
Exons: 9
Coding region: 1-1584 (527 amino acids)
Biological process (GO): ribosomal large subunit assembly
Cellular component (GO): nucleolus
Molecular function (GO): protein binding
Source: RefSeq, a predicted model, not a curated record